CGUCCGGAUCCAUUCAUGUGCUGGUCACGGCAGCAAGGAGCGCAGGCCUACGUUCAUUUCUCUGGUGUCUGAGCCGCAGAGAGGAGCCCAACAUGCCCGGAAUUCUGCUGGGAGACGUUUUCCCCAACUUCGAAGCCGACACCACCAUCGGCAAGAUCAAGUUCCACGAUUUCCUGGGAGACUCGUGGGGUAUCCUGUUCUCCCACCCGAGGGACUUCACUCCUGUCUGCACCACUGAGCUGGCCUGUGCUGCUAAAAUCAGCAAUGAGUUCAAGAAACGGAGUGUGAAGAUGAUCGCUUUGUCCAUCGACAGCGUUGAGGAUCACAAAGGCUGGAGCAAGGAUGUGAUGGCAUUUAACAGUGAGGGUGAAAGUCCUCUGCCUUUCCCCAUCAUCGCUGACGACAAGAGAGAGCUGUCAGUCCAGCUGGGCAUGUUGGACCCCGAUGAGAAAGACAAGGAUGGGAUACCGCUCACGGCUCGCUGUGUGUUUGUGAUCGGUCCUGACAAGAAGCUGAAGCUGUCCAUCCUCUACCCCGCCACCACUGGAAGGAACUUUGACGAGCUGCUCAGAGUCAUCGACUCUCUGCAGCUGACAGCACAGAAGAAGGUCGCCACACCUGUUGAUUGGAAGCCUGGUGAUGAAGUCAUGGUCAUUCCCUCCCUGUCUGAUGCUGAAGCUGCUUCUCUCUUCCCCAGUGGUGUGACUACUAAAGACCUGCCCUCUGGGAAGAAGUACCUUCGCUACACUAAGGUCUGAAAACCUUCUGGAAUAGUGUCCUGCUACAGUUUACUGCUCUCUGACCAGGAGAUCUGCAGUCGAUAAUUUCCACUUAGGACUGACCAAAAUGAAUAGAUGCACUUAUUUGGUUCGGUGACCAGUGUUUGUAGUCCCACAGUGUUUCAAGCACUGAACCAGUCAUUUUUGUAGCGCAACUGUACAGUGCCUUGUUUCGCCAAAAUAAACACACUUUUCGCA
Messenger RNA from Amphiprion ocellaris (clown anemonefish), 977 nucleotides. It is a transcript of the gene prdx6, whose product is annotated as peroxiredoxin 6. The record is from RefSeq and is a predicted model, not a curated record. Gene Ontology annotation, cellular component: cytosol; mitochondrion. The transcript has 5 exons. The coding region runs from base 93 to 758 and encodes 221 amino acids. Gene Ontology annotation, molecular function: peroxiredoxin activity. Gene Ontology annotation, biological process: cell redox homeostasis; cellular oxidant detoxification. Lineage: Eukaryota; Metazoa; Chordata; Actinopteri; Pomacentridae.